Molecule: messenger RNA, 1845 nt
Organism: Apiotrichum porosum
Lineage: Eukaryota; Fungi; Basidiomycota; Tremellomycetes; Trichosporonales; Trichosporonaceae
Exons: 5
Coding region: 1-1845 (614 amino acids)
Source: RefSeq, a predicted model, not a curated record
AUGCUGGCGCUCGACCGAGCGACUGCCGCUACUCUACUUGGGUACGCGAGCAUUGGCUGCUGGCUAUGUGCCCAGUUCCCUCAAGUGGUGAAGAACUAUCAGCUGAGGUCGUGUGACGGCCUGAGUUUGCCCUUCCUCAUCAACUGGCUCUUUGGCGACCUCACAAACCUCAUCGGUUGUGUUCUUACGGACCAGCUUCCCUUCCAGACUUACCUCGCGACGUAUUUCUGUCUGGUCGACUUUACGCUCGUCUUGCAAUACUACCACUACAGUCCCAAACCCAAGCCUCACGGCACACCGCGAACGUCGCCUCAGACCUCGCUCAUUCUUCCAAGCCCAGCACCGCGUGUUCGCUCGGCGAGCCAGCUGCCGACCGCGUCCCCGCUCCCGCAUCACGCGGUGCUCGGAAGGCCGGCCUCAGGACCAGGCCGGCGGCGCACACAGCCACCCCCUGCAAGCGGGCACCCGCAUGCUAUUACAGACUCGCCUAUCUUUGCCCCUCCGCCAGACUCGGUCGAGGCAUUGUACGCGGCGGCUCUUGACGUUGCACGCGCAGCAGAGCGCGUGUCGAACCGCCGCUCCCACUCGGGCCGCCCACGGGCAAGACACGCCGUGACUGUGCCCGUGGCAGACCACCCGUCCGAUGACGCGCUCAUGGAGAGCUUCCACUCGGAGCUCAGCUUGGCGUCUGCAAGCACCGACGACGACGAGGCCCACCGCCGCAUGACGCAGAGCACGGGCGCACUUGAUCCGCGCGGACGGACGCUGGCGCGCGCAACGGUUGCUGGUGGGAUGACACCGCUAGGCGAGCAGAUCGACACCCUCGACGAGCUGCCUGACUCUGGCAUGCUCGAAAUCCGUCCUCGUGGAGAGAGCCGUAGCCAGAGUCGAGCUCGCGCGGCGCGUGGAUCCGGGCGAAGGGCGGCCGGUGUGGCCUUUAUGGGUCUUGGCUUGUUGUUUUGGCACGCACCAGUGUCGACGCGUUUGAAACAACACCAGGUUGGAGAGGGUCACGUUAUCGAGCGCGACGCGACUGGGGCGUCAUCGCUCGCUUCGUCGUCGUCGGCUGUCGGCGGUUCGAUGUCUGGAGCGUGGCAGCCUCCAUGGCCUCAACACCCGCUUCCCAACCCACACCAGUACCAGUACACAACCUACGUCACCUCUGCUGGUGACCCCGACACCGCACCCGAGCCUAGCCCCCUGCCUGGCCCGGACAAGCCGCCACCGCGCCAGGAGGAGCCGAUCGACAUGAAGCAGCUUAUCGGGCGCAUCUCCGCGUGGUGCUGUACGACGCUGUACUUGACCUCCCGACUGCCUCAGAUCUGGAAGAAUUUCCAGCGCAAGUCUGUCGAGGGUCUGUCCAUCCUGCUCUUCGUGUUUGCCUUCCUGGGCAACGUCACCUACGUGCUCUCGAUUGUCCUGGUGCCCGCCCCCGAGGGCGAGUACUCGCACUAUCUCCUGCGCGCCCUGCCGUACCUCCUCGGUUCUGGCGGUACACUCAUGUUUGACCUGACCAUCAUGGUCCAGUCGGUCGUGUACGGUUCGGCACACCCUGUGGCGACGUCGCCGCUUGACGCUCGCCACCGCCGCUCAUACUCGUACGGCGCCAUCCGUCGGCGCCGCACACACACCGAGGACGGCCUCGUGACGUCGUCUGUGGGGUUGCCGUCAGAGCGCCGCCCGCUCCUGCACUCGCCCGCGAGGGCGACGACAGAGCCGUGGCAGCGUCCCGCGCCGGCCCGCACGACGAGCAAUGCGAGCCAGGGGAGCAUGAGUGGGCUGUGGAUGGCACAGUCGACCAAGCCUGGGGCAGGAGAGGUUGGGAACGGGGGAGAUGGGCAAUAG